Messenger RNA from Pediculus humanus corporis (human body louse), 306 nucleotides. RefSeq lists its product as uncharacterized. The coding region runs from base 1 to 306 and encodes 101 amino acids. The record is from RefSeq and is a predicted model, not a curated record. The transcript has a single exon. Lineage: Eukaryota; Metazoa; Arthropoda; Insecta; Psocodea; Pediculidae.
AUGGAAUCUUCUUGUUUUCCACCCCUGGGUUCUCUCAGUUUGAGAGAAUCUAAAAAAUGUAAAAAUUACGGUAAAGAAUCGCGAAGGUCAAUAACGGGUCCUCCGAACGUUGUCUUAUCGUCAGAUGAUGAUGAUAAUAACGAAUUCGGUCCGAACGGGAAAAUCGAAAUACUUCAAGAUUUGGAUCUUUAUUACAUUCGUCAAAUAGCUCAUAAUCUCAAGGUAAGAAGAGAUUUCAUUUUAAUUCUUAAUUCGAAGGAAAAGGUUUUUUCCCCAUCGUUUGUUUGUUUGUUUGUUUGCGAUUAA